AUGCGUAGAAGAUCGAUAGUGUUGUUGAUUGCUGUAACAGUUGUGGUGCGCCGCUUCUGUCGAUAUACGAAUUCGAUGUUUGAUAGUCAUCGACUUAUUGAGUCGGGAUUUGAGUACACCGGAGAAAACCCUUCAGAAAUUAAUCACGAUGUACUUUAUCGCGAAGGAUUAACAAAUUUGGGCCAUGUUACCUACACCCCACGUCUUAUUCUUCUGGAUCUGAAGGGUAGCUUAAGCCAUUUGCCAUUAAGAGGGGAGUUGUAUGAGAAACCUUCUGAACCUGAGCAAGAUAAUGCUCUUUGGCCCCAUGAUAAAGUUGAACUUAUCAAAGAUCCUCCUGCUGAAAAAAAUGAAUUUCUGAGGCAUCUAGAUUCGCAAACUGACAGUGCAGGAGAUGCAUGUAAUGAGCAAUGUGUGGCUUUGCAGAAAUUUGAAGAUUUGAAUACUAGUGUACAAAAAUGGUCUGAUUUUCUUGUUACUCGAUAUCAUCCUAAUACAGCAAACAUAGUCAAUGAAUAUGAGCAUAAUUCAAGCAUUAAACCUUUCGAUAUAUACAAUUAUGGAGUGAACUUGUGGAAAAAUCAAGAGUUUCAAGAUGAUUUUGUUGAUCGAAUUAGAAGAUUUAUUGAAGAAUGUGAUAACUUUCAGGGAUUCCAUCUGCUCAUGGAUGCCACUGAUGGAUUUUCAGGUGUUGGAGCUGGAAUAAUUCAGUAUUUGGAAGAUGAAUAUGCAAAUAAGUGUGUGCUUGUAUUUCCCUGCAUACCAUCUUCACCAGCAGCAACUCCUAUUGCAGACUGCUUACGUACAAUCAAUUUGUCUCUGCUGUUUCCAAAGCUAGGUGAACAUGCAUCAUUAUUUGUUCCCCUAUGCUUGGGUUCAAAUGGUUGGAGACAACCUGGUCCGCCAAGGGAGUUUUCACAUUUGAAAUAUGAUGCGCCUCAAUGGGUUAGUCAUUUAGGUAAUUUUGAGCCAAAAGACGAUGGACCAGCCAAAACCGGCGCCGGUGAAGAAGGUAAACCACAUCAUCUACGCGAUGAUCAGCAAAACGACGCCGCUCAGUCAUUGUCGGAUUAUGGAAUGAAUAUGGCAUGCUCAGAUGAAAUUUCUCUUAAUAGAAAUAUUCCUGACACUAGAUUGCAGGAAUGUAAACAUUGGGACUAUCCCGAAGAUUUACCCAAAACGAGUGUCAUUAUUGUUUUUCAUAAUGAAGGGUGGAGCACUCUGAUACGAACAGUUCAUAGUGUAAUCAACAGAACUCCUCCCCAGUUCUUGGAAGAAAUUUUGCUUGUAGACGAUUUCAGUGAUAAGGAAAAUUUGAAAAAGAAUCUGGAAACGUAUAUCGCCAGAUUUGAUGGCAAAGUACGAUUAAUAAGAAACAAAGAAAGGGAAGGGCUGAUUCGUACAAGGUCUCGUGGUGCAAAAGAAGCUCGUGGUGAAGUUAUCCUGUUUCUGGAUGCUCAUUGUGAAGUAAAUGUCAACUGGCUUCCACCUCUGUUAGCUCCAAUUUAUCGAGAUCGAACUAUUAUGACUGUACCUGUCAUUGACGGUAUAGAUCAUAAAACUUUUGAGUAUCGCCCAGUAUAUCAAUCUGGUCAUCACUACAGAGGAAUUUUUGAAUGGGGUAUGUUAUACAAAGAAAAUGAACUCCCUUCUCGCGAAGCAAGUAAAAGGAAGCACCAGAGUGAACCGUAUAAAUCUCCAACUCAUGCUGGUGGUUUAUUUGCAAUAGAUCGUGAAUUUUUUCUUUCUCUUGGAGCCUAUGAUCCUGGUCUUCUGGUUUGGGGUGGUGAAAAUUUUGAACUCUCUUUUAAGAUAUGGCAGUGUGGAGGCAGCAUUGAAUGGGUUCCAUGUUCUCGUGUUGGACAUGUCUACAGAGGAUUCAUGCCUUACAACUUUGGUAAAUUGGCUCAGAAGAAAAAGGGACCUUUGAUUACCAUCAAUUAUAAGCGAGUUAUAGAAACUUGGUUUGACCCUAAAUAUAAGAAAUAUUUUUAUACUCGAGAACCCCUAGCUCAAUUUCUGGAUCAUGGAAACAUUACUGAACAGCUAACUCUCAAAGAGAAACUGAAGUGCAAAAGUUUUCAGUGGUACAUGGAAAAUGUAGCUUAUGAUGUGUUUGAUAAAUUCCCAGAACUGCCUGAAAAUUUGGAAUGGGGAGAACUUCGUAAUGUGGCAUCCCAGACAUGCAUGGAUACAAUGGGUCUUGGGCCCCCUAAUUUAAUGGGUAUGUCACCGUGCCAUGGUUUUGGUACAAAUCAGCUGCUACGUUUAAAUGCAAAAGGACAGCUAGGAGUUGGUGAAAGAUGUAUUGAAGGUGAUGCUCAAGGAAUUAAGCUUGUUUUUUGUCGACUUGGCACAGUAGAUGGUCCUUGGCAAUACAAUACAGAAACUCGUACACUUUUCCAUCGUGUUCAUAAGAAGUGUGUGGCUUUGCAUCCUCAGACCUCUCAUCUUCAACUGAUGCCAUGUGAUGUUGUAAACAAUUAUCACCAGUGGAUCUUCAAGAGCACUGUUCCUUAUCACACAAGUGCCAUCCUUGCAUCUGCCUUGGACACCCUCACUUUGAGCUACCGCAAGCGUCAAGGGGAGGUGGCAAGGCUCACAGACCUAUGCAGUUGCUUGAGUCGUGUGGGUCGAAAAGCAGCUGCUGCAAGUGUGGGUCUGCCUUUCACUAUGCCUGCUGAUUCCUUCCUUUUGGAUGUUUUGGAGAAGUGGGAAGGUCCAUUGUGGCAAAGCCUUACACCAAACUGCUCUUUAAAUGAGGAUCGCAUUUGGAUCCAGUCAAUAGUGCUGCGGGGUAUCACUCAAGAUAAGCUAAUAAGCUCCAGCCACAAUUAUAGAGAUUGGAAUCCAGCGUAUAGAUGUACAACUGUACAGGAAAUGCUUUCUCUCUUUCUCUCCUGUUGUUCAUAUGCAACUGCAUCGCUGGCACAUACUGCUGACUUUCCAUGCAAAGUCAGCCCUCCAUUUCCAAACCUGUUUUCUGAUAAUAUAUUGCAAGAUGGAACUGUUAGCAAUGUUUCAAGACCAAAAAACUGUGGGGUAAAAUCUGUUCCUGUUAUUGCUGGCUUGCAUAGUAGUAGGAGUGUGGGCGAUAUGUUGGAAAGUUUGCAUUCUCAAGUGAAGAAAUUGAAAUUACGUCAGUUUCACCAAUUCGGAAACUCGGGGCUUGAAAAUGAUGAAUAUUCAGCCAAUUUAGAUCAGUUGCUGGACUUGCGAGAAUGCUAUCACGAGGAAUUCAAUGUGUGAAAACUAAUGUUCUUUCACAUUCAGUUUUAUUGUUGAUCUUCCUGAAACAAAAAUUUACCUCAGACCUUUUUCUUUCAAUCUACAUUUUUAUUAUGGAAACCCUGUAAUUUUAGUGUCAUUACAAUUUUGGAUAUUGUACUGUCAGAGAAUUCUAAAUUCUAAUGGAUAAUUUGGCUUAACAUUUAAGCUUUUGAAACAAAUUGACUUGCUCUUAAAUGAAGGGAAUUUGUUAUUGGUACUGUGCUGCAAGUUUAGAAAUUAUGAUUUUAUGGAAUAUAUUAUCAUCAGUGGUUGUGAAAUGUAUGCUUUACUAAACUUGGUUGACAAUUGUGAUUCAAUAGACUCGAUGUUUUUUCAAGAUUCUUGCAUAAUUAAUUUCUUUCCAAUGAAAUGUUUUCAAUUUCACAAUGAUAAUUUAUUACUUAAAGUAUUACUUUCUGUAUUUGAAUCCAGAAUAAUGUAUUUAUAAUAUUUUAAUAUUUACUUUAGUAGAUGAGUUGUUAAGGAGGUCAUCCAUAAAUUACAAAAUGUGAAAUUGGAGUAGUUUGAAUACCACUUAACUCACUGUAACGCAAUAAUUACAUAACGCUGGCAACAAUGCCCUUCUUUUAGUGUAAUUAAAAAUGUUUAAACAAUUUAAAAAUCACAAAAAGAGAUGGAAAAAACACAUUUGCAGGAUGGAGAGUUAGACUAAAAAAAAAAAACCUUUCUGGAAAUAUAAACCAUUUCGAAACAGAGACACUGCUGGGAUUGGAUGGAACUGGACACUGAAACCUUUAACGAGAUGGAAAAAUCAGGAACACUUAGAAGAUGAAUCUUCUUGGUCUACUGAAAUAACACAAAAAGGGACAGGAUCAUUCCUAAAGGUCUGGAGUUCAUUAUGAUGAUGAUGAUUGAUGAUUAUUAUUAUUAUUAUUAUUAUUAUUAUUAUUAUUAUUGUUAAAGCCUAAAUUAGUUGGCAAUGUAGACUGCACCUAACAAAAAGAUAUAGGUAAAUUAAAUUUACAAAAUAACUUCAAUUGUGUACUACAUUGUCUCUAUCGCAAGAUAGUGCUUCAGUUGAUACUAAGAGAUUAGUUCAGUUGAUACUAAGAGAUUAUAUUGAUUAAACAUGUGAAAUAAAUAGAUAAUAUAGUUCCAUUCAACGAAAGAAAGUCAAUGACAUUAUCUUGUCAAUACAGUACCUGAGUGUGUAUGUAUAUUUAACGCCUAUCUAGGCAGGCAGUGUUGACAUGUGUGUUUCAACAAUGUUCUAUGCUUUCCCUUUUGCUUAGUUAAUAUUCUAAUAAUUUGAAUCUUUGUAGCUAAAAUCUCUCUUCUAAAGGAAAAUGAAAUGCUCCACAAAGCGUUUUUUGCUCUGUAACCUGAAAUGGCAUUAGAAUCUAAUAAACUCUGCAACUACAUUACAUCUCUUAAUGCCAGAUGUAUAUUCUAUUACCUCCCAACAAAUAAAUAACAAUUUCUGUUAAUGAUUAGUUAAUCUGUUGCAUCAAAUUCAUGGUCCCCAUCCCUUAUUUUGUUCCAAUAGAACUUAAAUUGUCCUCCGAGAACUGCUUGUCCAAAUAUAUUAUUCUAAACCCAAAUAAAUAUUUUCAUCGCUGAUUUUUUUACCCCCGCCACCCAACUAAACAUCACAUGCAGGUGCUGCAAAAGAAGGAAAACUGUCAUUAAAAAGCAGACAUAAAAAAACUAUUUAGUUUGCAAUACAAAGUAUUAUAGUGAAAGAUAUCCACACUAUCCAACAAACUCUGGUUAUGCAGAUAAAGAUUUAAAGAUGUAUUGAUGUCAACACACACACGCACACACA
This is a messenger RNA of Gryllus bimaculatus (two-spotted cricket), 5056 nucleotides long. The record is from the annotation of a GenBank genome assembly. Lineage: Eukaryota; Metazoa; Arthropoda; Insecta; Orthoptera; Gryllidae.